UGAAGUCACAGAGAGAGAGGCAGUAGCGGAUCUCCACGGGCGGUAAGCAGUUUGUUUCUGCAGAAGAUAAGGAGAAGCCUUCAUUCAGCGCCGCGGAGCUCGCCUGGACUACUCUUUCCACCUAUUUCUAAAACUUUUAACAUUUUGACAUUGAUUUCUAUUACUACGUGUGUGAUGGCUGCCUCAAUGUUGGUUGAUUUGGGAGUUCUGUUCCUUAUAGUAGUAACAGCAUCUUUAACCAAUGGUUCGUCAUCUGUGAGCCAGAAGAAGGAGGUGGAGGUCAGCCUGAGCACACCCCUGCACGGCACACUGGCCGACCGGGCCAACAUCACCUCUGAUGGUGGAGUUAGGGCUUGUUCUGCCUGUGACCCGCUGACAGCCAGGAGGCGUGCCAAGAGAUGCACAUGUUACACCUACAAAGACAAAGAGUGUGUGUAUUACUGCCACCUGGACAUCAUCUGGAUCAACACACCAGAGCACACUGUACCGUAUGGCAUGUCCAGUUACCCGGCUGCUCUGCGGAGGAAGCGCUCUGUCAAGAUUGAGCGGAGGAAGAGGAGUUGGGCCACUAGGCGCUGUGCAUGCACCCUUCAGACCGACCCUGAUUGCAACAGUUUCUGCAUGACCAGGCAGAAGAGGAGACCACCUGCAACACCUAAAGCAAGAAAGAGAACACCACCUUUCCACAGAGGGGACAGAGAGUGGAUUCUGAAAUGAAGAAAGCUGUAUAUAAUGUUUCUGCCAUGUAGAUAAAUGUAUACAUGGCAAAAAAAGCUCACCCAAAAAGAUGAACGUCAGAGGUUUCAGCACGGGUUCUUCCCUGCACCUUCUUACGCCUCCCUCUGACUGCAUUUGUGCCGUGGGAGUAGAGUGUCAUCAUUCCAGGAUGUUACAUAAUAACUUUGCAAUCUUAAGAGUAUAUUUGAAAGCAUGUGUGAUAUUUAUGAAGCGUGAAGAGCAGGGGACAAAUGUCAGCAAUUUCUUUUCUCUUAUAAGCUAAAGUACUUUUUAAAUAAAAUAUUUUCAGUAGACUAUAAAUUAUUUAGUGUCUAAAACACAAUAAGUCUAUAUAAAAAUACCUAUGUGGUGAUUCUAAUGAACAUUCUCUAUCUUAAGGGACCAAGUAAAGAACAACAGUCAUGUGGUACAUGUAUUCUUACCAAAGAUUCCAGUCAGAUGAAGGAUGUGUUAGCCAGAGGUAAUCGUCACUCUUCCCCAGAAAAGAAUUCAUUUUUAAAUACUUUUUGCUUGCCACAACUGAAAGUGAUAUGAUGAUGAUUCUCUCCACACCAAAGCAAUGCAAGAAUGACUGGUAAUAAUGGUACGCAGGAGCUUGAAGACAGACCUGUUGGUUUUUGUUUAGCGGUGUGAAAAUGUUUCUCAUUCCUGGUGAUUUUACGCAGUAGUGGAGAGUAUUUGGAGGAAAUGUGGAAAGGCAUCCCUGUUAGCAUUCUAUGCAACUUCUGGCACACUUUAAUAACCAGAAUUAAAUAUGUUUAAUAAGCACCACCAGCUUAAAUAGAUGCUGCUUGGUGUUCAAACUUUCUUGGUGGUUUCUGUAUAUUCUAUUUAUUUUGUACCUUAACAGGUGGAGCAAGCUGUUCAGCUCUGUAUUGUCUUAUUUUGCAUGAAGUGAUGGUCAAAUAAGUUAAAACAAGCUUGUAUUUUUAGUUAUUUUCCAAAUAAGACAAUAUAAGUUGUAUAUUUUGACAUAUGCGCAGUAGGACAUUCCUUAGUUCAAGGAUGGAUGUUUCAAGGAUUGAUGUUUUAAUGUGUUUUUAAUUUUAAGGUUAAAUUACAAGUAUACCAGUCCUCUAUCCUUUUUACCAAGGGUAGAUUUUUCAGUUUUUGUGAUGAUUCUUUAGUGUUAAAAAAGUAAAGGAAGAAAAAAAAACAAGCCUUUUCAUUCUCUCCCCCCCCCCUUAAUUGUAUUAUUUACAAUGCUAUGUUCCUUGUAAAGAAUGACACAAGAAAAGUUUUCUUUCUUUAUUGCUGAAAUAUUUCACAGCACACACAGCUCUGUUAAAGACAAAUCCAAAUGAACACAUAUGGAAAAAUAAAAGAAAACUAAAAAACAAA
Fundulus heteroclitus (mummichog) is the source of this 2079-nucleotide messenger RNA. Its product is annotated as endothelin-3. Lineage: Eukaryota; Metazoa; Chordata; Actinopteri; Cyprinodontiformes; Fundulidae. The coding region runs from base 175 to 717 and encodes 180 amino acids. The record is from RefSeq and is a predicted model, not a curated record. Gene Ontology annotation, molecular function: hormone activity; endothelin B receptor binding. Gene Ontology annotation, biological process: regulation of vasoconstriction; regulation of systemic arterial blood pressure by endothelin; vein smooth muscle contraction. The transcript is spliced from 4 exons. Gene Ontology annotation, cellular component: extracellular region.